Molecule: messenger RNA, 1632 nt
Organism: Drosophila willistoni
Lineage: Eukaryota; Metazoa; Arthropoda; Insecta; Diptera; Drosophilidae
Product: odorant receptor 85f-like
Exons: 6
Coding region: 51-1028 (325 amino acids)
Biological process (GO): sensory perception of smell; detection of chemical stimulus involved in sensory perception of smell
Cellular component (GO): plasma membrane
Molecular function (GO): olfactory receptor activity; odorant binding
Source: RefSeq, a predicted model, not a curated record
AUCUUCUGUCCGUUUAUCGGUGUCUUUGCAUUUUAAGUCAUACGAUAUGCAUGAUUAUUAUGAUUUUGAACAUAUACGAGGCUAAAUUUAUGGACAAUAUUGCAUUAGUCAUUGAAUACGCCACCAUGUUUACGUUUGCCAUCAAUUCGGACAUUAAAUUUGUGACAUCGCUUCGUCUCGGAGCCAUCAGGAGACUCAAUGAAAACUUAAAAGCAAUCUAUCCACAACAAACUAUCGAAAGGAUCGAAUAUCUAGUGAAUGAAUUCUAUUGGCCACGACCGCUGCUUAUAAUGAUUAUAUUCUACUUCGUUUCUACGGCUAUGGUACUUGUUGGGCCAUUCUUUCAGUCGGUGUUUAUGUAUUUUUAUUAUCCAGGAAUUGAAUUUCCAUAUCUUCACUACUAUCCAUUCUUUCACUUUGAUCCUCAACAUCACACUGCUUGGCAUUAUUUAGGGAUCUAUUUAAUAGAAUGGCUACAUGCCUCUCACAUGAUAGUCUCCAAUAUGUCUACGGAUCUUUGGCUAGUGUGCUUUCAGAUACAAAUCUGUAUGCAUUUCAGUUAUAUAAAUCGAUCAUUCUCAAAUUUCGAACCACAUUCUGAAAAUGAUUUACAGGAUCGACAAUUUAUGGCUGAAUUGAUAACCAAGCAUAAUAUAUUAACUGAACUUCAAAACGACUUGAAUGGAAUUUAUGGAAGUUCAUUGCUUUUCACUAUGGUAACCACUGCAAGCCUCUUUUGCACAGCUGCCGUCAAUAUUCAGAUUCAGGGAUUUAGUCUGGAGGGAGUAACUCUUUUGAUGUUCAUGGUAAACACUUUGAGCACGGAUAUUGCAUUUUCUGCCUACAGUCACAAUUGGUCCGAUGCGUCCUUGUCGUAUAGAAAAUAUUUACUUAUUAUUGCAAUCAGAGCCCAACAGCCAAUCGAACUAAGUGCUAUGGGUUAUAUGCCAAUGUCGCAUGACACUUUUAAGCUGGUAAUGACUGUAAGCUAUCGCUUGUUUGCUCUGCUGCGUCAAAUGAUCCAGUAGAAAUAUAUGUAUGAAUUAGCCUUCUAAACUAAUCAAUGUUGUAUGUAGAAGUAGUGGGGCAUCAAAUAGACCAGACUAGACAAAGACGCUUAAAAAUGUACAAUCCUUGUUAUUCAUUAAUGAUUUCUGAUAGUUCUAGCAAUUUCAAUGUUACACAUUAGAAAUAUUUAUCAUGCAUGCUGCUUACUGUCAUAGUUGGCAAGAUGCAUAUCCUAUAAGAAGUUUAUCAUUAUUAUCAUUCGACGUGCUCAGGAACCUCUAGAGUUAAGUGCUAUGGGUUAUCUGCCCGUAUCCCAUGAGACCUUCAGGAGGCUAAUGAACAUUGCCCUUCGUGUAGUUGUCUGCAUUCGCCAAUUGAUUUAGACAUAAGAAUUAGACAAGAUUUUUUUCUGAUUAUGUAUAGCUUUAAUCACUCUCUAAUCACUACACCUAGGCACUAGCAGAAAUAACACAUUUCACUUGGGAUCUGUUGGCAAUUUGAAGCCCACCAAAUCUGCGGUCUCUUUAACCGUGCGCUCGCCGCGUCCAUGAUACUCCAUGUACAGCUCCUUGUAGUUCCUGAGGCUGUGCAUAUACAUAAACUUAUUUAUAGAGUUUUCUUUAA